CUCAUUAUUGCCUGAUCUACUUGCCGGACCCAGGUCAAUUAUUCCCCCCUCUUUUUGCCUUUUGCAACGGGAUCGUGGGCGCGACAGGCCGCUAACAUAAAGAUACCUGCGCAAACUACACUUACCAUCUAGAUACUUGUACACAGCUACGAAUGAGGAAACAUCACAUAAUAGCACCAGAUACAGAGAGAAAGCCCUCAACUACCCUCAGCCCUCAAAAAACGCCUGGAACCCCCUCCACCCGCAACGCCAUGACUUCCAACGGUGACAGCGUCAAUGGAAUGUCCCUUUCAGCCUUCGACUCCUCCUCCACGAUUCCUCUAUGGCUCGACGGCAAAGAAGUGAAGCUCUCGUCGACCUUCGACGUGAUUUCCCCGCUGGACCAAAAGACAUUGUACAAAGCCUCGGCGGCGAAUGAACAAGACGCUUUGAAGGCGAUCGCCUCGGCAGAGAAGGCACUCAAGUCAUGGUCCAAAACGAAACCGUCGUUUCGACGAGACGUCUUCCUUCGCGCUGCCGAAGGGUUCAAAAAGAGAAAUGAUGAACAGAAACAUUACUCAUACACCGAGACUGGGGCAGCCGAGUCCAUGUUCGCAUUUGAACACAACCUCGCGUACGAAGCUUGCCUGAGCGUCGCAGGACUCGUUCAUACUGCAAGUAUAUCGACCAUGCCCGUCGCUGGCGAAGAAGGCUUCAACGCCAUGGUGCUCAAGGAACCAUACGGUGUAGUCCUGGGGAUUGCACCGUGGAACGCCCCCAACGUGCUGGGUUUGCGCGCCUUUUUGCAACCUCUUGCCAUGGGGAACACCGUGAUUCUCAAAGGCCCCGAGUUCGCCCCUGCAACAUACUGGGCCCUCUCGUCCAUCCUCCACGAGGCAGGCCUCCCAGCGGGAUGCCUCAACACACUGUACCACCGACCAGCCGACGCGGCCAGCGUGACGUCGACACUUAUCUCGCACCCAUCCAUCAAGAAGAUCAACUUUACGGGCUCCACGGCCGUGGGAUCCAUCAUUGCCUCGCAGGCUGGCAAGUUCCUCAAACCGUGCGUGAUGGAACUGGGCGGCAAGGCGCCCGCCAUUGUCUGCGAGGACGCCGACAUACAGACAGCGGCGCUACAGUGCGCGCUCGGCGCCUUCCUGCAUGCUGGCCAGAUCUGCAUGGCCACCGAGCGCAUCCUGGUGCACGCCAAGGUAGCCAACGCCUUCCGCUCGGCGCUCCACCAGACCAUGGACCAGGUCUUCGCGUCCGACGCACAGGGCGGCUUGGGGGUGCCGCAGCUCGUGACGGCGCUGCCCGUGACCAAGAACAAGGCCCUGUUGGCUGACGCCGUGUCCAAGGGCGCCACUGCCAUCUACGGCGACCCGCACCACUCCGAGGCCAGCACGACCAAGAUGAGGCCCGUCGUCAUCGAGAACGUCAAGCCGGACAUGGACAUUUACCACACGGAGUCCUUCGGCCCUACCGUGUCGCUAUACGUCGUGCAGUCGGACGACGAGGCCGUCGGCAUCGCCAACGACACCGAUUACGGCCUCUCGAGCUCCGUCUACACCGAGGACCUGCGUAGGGGACUCAAGAUCGCCCGCCAGAUCGAGAGCGGCGCGGUCCACAUCAACACCAUGACCGUCCACGACGAGGCCGCCCUGCCGCACGGCGGCGUCAAGAAGUCGGGCUUUGGUCGCUUCAACGGCAUUCCUGGUCUGGAGGAGUGGGUGAGGACCAAGGUCAUUACGUGGAAGGAUUGAGUGGUCUUGACCAAUGAAAGACAAAAAGUACCACGAGAAUGGCAGGCAAGGAGCAUUACUCAGUGUAAAU
Molecule: messenger RNA, 1812 nt
Organism: Exophiala oligosperma
Lineage: Eukaryota; Fungi; Ascomycota; Eurotiomycetes; Chaetothyriales; Herpotrichiellaceae
Exons: 2
Coding region: 153-1742 (529 amino acids)
Molecular function (GO): succinate-semialdehyde dehydrogenase (NAD+) activity
Source: RefSeq, a predicted model, not a curated record